UUGUUAAUCUCAACUAUGAAACUCAACAACAAAAGUCGGAAAUCAUUUCCAUUAUAUGUAUACAUAAGAUAGGAACAUAUUGUGUAACACAAAGACUAAUAUAGUAAAAACACAUGCUGAGUCAGUAAUUACCUACUGCAAAAUCAUAGUAUCAAACAUGACUUGUGUCAUCUAAUUAACAAGACCAUGCUUGACCAGCACAAGAAUUGAACCAGCCAAACAAAGGAAAAAGCAACCUGAAAAAUCAAGAAUAGACAAAACCAGGAGAAGCAAACAAGCAAGCCCGUGCAGCUAGAUGGAGCAGGUCAUCCCUGCUACAAUAAAAAGCCCUGCCAACAUGGGUAAGCAAUAGAAAAGCACCCAACCUCUGGAAAAUCCAACGUACAUCAGCACCCCUAACAAAAUCAUAAAAGAGCUCUAUCAAACCACAAACAGAUCACCCACAUGCGGGUCUUUUGAAGAGCAAUGGGCAUGGAGACAACCACCAGGCCACAUCUUACCUCAUAGGGAUCGCCACCAGCAACACACUCAAAAGACAGCAACCCCACUACCGAGACCACAAAAUUCAAGCAACGAAAGAAUUAUCUCUGAGCCACCCCAUACCAUGAUCUCUAAUAACUUUACCGUGUGAAGGGCACAAUUUACCAUGUUUCUUUCUAACCAAACCUGCCAGCACACCGCGUGAAGGGGACAAUUUACCAUCCUGUCGCUAAGAGUAUCUGGUUGUUUCACCCCCCCCCCACAUCUGCUUAUUAUAUAGAUGAUAGAAUAUCUCCUGAUUGUGGAUCGACGUCGGUGCAGCCUCUCUUAACUUUGGUCAGACUUCCUUGGAAAACUCGCAGUCAAUGAAUAGAUGAUCAAUGGACUCUUUAUUUCUCAAGCACAAGGAGCAUUUGUUGGCAAGCGACCAUCCCCUCCUUUUCAAGUUAUCUAGUGUGGGGAUUUCCUUAUGAGCUACCAUCCAUAUGUAGGUGCACACCUUUGCUGGGAAGAUCUUCCUCCAAACUGAAUCUUCCAGGAAGUGAAGCAGCCUUGCCUAGGUAAACGAUUCAUGGCUAAACACAUGUACAUGGAAUUCACUGAAAAGGAAGCCUUAGAUACAUGGUCCGUUAGCAAAACGAUAACUGUCAAUGGAACUAAGUAAAUUUAAAAGACAUGAACAAGUUAAAUUCUCACAUAACACUCUCGCCUGAGCAACUUGAAAUAUCCACAAUGCAGGCAUCAGGAUGGGUGAAAACAACGACGACCCGAGGGAACUUGUCGGCGAGAAUCAUUUCAGGGACUCAACAAUCAUGCCAAAAGGAGACCCCUGCUCCUCCUCCUAGAUCAAUUAACCCAGCUUCCAGAACCAUUCAUAUUCUAUUGAAAUAUUGACCCAUACCAAACUGGCAUACCCAUUAUUCUUGUAACUAGUAUACCAAACAGAAUGAGGAUUUAGAUAUUUCACACUAAUUAAGUUUCUUCACCAACUUCCUCUCUCCACUGCAAACCGCCACAACCACUUAGCCAACAUUGCUUUAUUAAAGCACUCUAGGUCCUUAAUCCCCCCAAACCCCUAUUGUCCUUUGAAGCUUUAUAGAUAUCCCAACUUAAAAGGGGAAUGUUUUGGCUAUCACCUGCUCCACUCCACACAAAUCUCCUCUGCAUCUUAUCAAUUCUCUUCACCACUGUUUUGGGACCUUUAAAAAGGCUAAAUUAGUAAGCAUUUAUUUAAUUUUGCAUUAGGUUAGCAACCUCAAUUUAAUUAUUAACACCCUUAAUCCAAUUUCCAUAAGGUUAUUAACCUCAAUUUAAUGGCCAUUUCUCUCCAAUUAUGUCUAGGUAGUGGCAGGCUGCUAUAGCAGGACACACUAUAUUGUCUUGGCUAAUGAAGUAAAACCAAUUUGUGAGCAAGUUCACAUGCAUUUAGUUAGAAGUAUGAAGCGUGAAAGAUCUAACUCUCUGAGGGACAAUAGUAUUGGGUCUAUCCCAUUACCAAGUCAAUUGCAGUGCACACUCCGCAUAACUGAGUACAACCUUAGGUUUGAAAAUCACUACACGACAAUCAACGAUGGUGAAAAGAACCAAAAUUAACACUGGUGUAGGGAGGAAAACAUACCCGAGAAUUAUGACAGAGGUAUUCAGGAAAGAUCAUGAAAUCUGUGGGCCGAAAUUACUAUCUCUACCCAAUAUUGGGAGUGAAGCAAGUCUGAUCAACACCACGUUGCGGGUUGCAUGAUCAGCAGUCUCUGUAGAACCAGGAUCGGGCAAGCGUUUGAGAAAGCACCAACGCAGCUGAAGUCAAAGCUUUUGUGGUUCGUCGACAGGGAGUUUACCACCGCUACAGAUUGCUUGAUCAACACCCUCCGAAGAAUCGAGUUUGGGCCCGCGUUUGAGAAGAAUCAAGUUGGUGAAAACGGAGUUGACUUUGAAAUUAGUGUGCCAUGGAGGAAGAGAAUCUAGAGGAACUUCAAGCAAAAUAGUAAAACAUCUGAAAUUAAGGUGCGAUCUCCAGCAUUGUUUGUCGGCAGGAUAGUGGGUUCCUGAGGAAGCCAGCGAGAGGCAGAGCAGUGGGAAUUUGAACCGGUUGUACAGAUGACAAUGAGUUGGCAUUAAGGGGGGUUCAACAUUGUUUGAGCCUAGGGGUGGGCAUUCGGUCGUUUCGGUUUGAACCAAACCGAACAGAUGAGUACCGGUAUUCCGAUUCCAAGUGGAUGGCAAACCGAAUUCGAACCAAAUUAUAAUUCGGUUCGGUUUUCCCGAACCGAGUUAUAAAUCGAUUCGAUUCGGUUUUCUGCCCAAAACCAAAAAUGCUGUUGUGUUGCGUUUUUGUGUUGCUAGGCAACAAUAGACCCCAAGCCCACACAGACCAUUUAUCUCGCCUCUCUGACUCUUACUCUCUCUCACUUUUCUCCUCUCGAUUCCCUUCUAUACUUUUCUCCCUCUAGCUCUCUACCUUCCUUACCUUUCCUACCCAUCCCAUCCGCCACCAUUGAACCAACCCCCCCACUAGGCCAAUUUCCAUUGCCCUAGAGAGAGAGAAAAAAAAGCAGAAUAUAAGGGAAGGAAGGAAGGAAGAAAGAAAGGAAGGAAGAUGAAACGCAACCCUGCUGCCAAUCUUACUCUCAUACAACGAUUCCGGCUAUGAGGAAGUUCAAAGGUAUGUUUCUAUUUGGGUUGCAUGUCGGUUUGGAGAUCUUAUUUUGCCUAAAGAGAGAGGAUCGUGAGAUCUGAUUUCUGACCUUUGCUUAUUUUUCCAAUUUUUUAGGUUGAAGCCUUGAAGGAAAGAGACACACCUAGGGCGGAGAGAAAAGAUAGACUCACGGCGGAGAGCUGACCUGGUUUCUUUCUCACUUUGGUUUUUCUAUGGUGGACGAAGAUGAGAUAUGAAAGCGAUGGAGUUGGCGGAGACUGCUGAAGAGAUGAGAAUCGGCCGCAAUAGGGUUUCGCAAGGUUGGGCUAGGAAGUCAGCUGGUUUUGGGCCGUAAAUUGGGCUAUGUAGUUGAGUGGCCUUUUUUAGUAUGUCAUCUCUUUUUUUAUUUCGGUUUAUCGGAAUUCGGUUUCGGUUGUGCAUGUCCUGGUUUCCGAAACGUGUAGUAUUGGUUUCCGAAUUCCGAACCGAAUUAAUGAUAUCCGGUUUCGGUUUGGUCUGGAUCGGUUUCGAUCCGGUUUGGUUCGGAUUUACCGAACCGGAUGCCCACCCCUAUUUGAGCCCGUUCACCAUGGUAGUCGAUUUUCCAUCCACGUGGAUAGGGGAUUUUUCUAGAAAUAGCACCUUUAAAAAAAAUUACAAAAUAGCACCCAUUCCGUAGAAAUUACAAAAAUAGCACCAUUUUUUAUAAACCGCACCCCCAGCUGCGUUUUGCAUGUAAACCGCACCUCCCUAGUGCGUUUUGUCAUUAAACCGCACCUUGGGGGUGCGUUUUAGUUUUCUGGGCCAAAACCGCAUCUUGGCCAUGCGGUUUGCGGUCUGGCCUAACCAAACCGCAUGGCCCAGAUGCGGUCUAGGCCUGACCUACCAAAACCGCACUUUGGGGGUGCGGUUUUGCUUCUCCAAAACAAACCACCCCCCCCCCCCCCCCCCCCCCAAUGCGGUUUUUGUGUCAAUUAUUUUCCGACACCGAGCAUGCAGCCAUGCAGAUUUACAGACGUGGGGCUGCUUGGCAGAUGAAAAACGCACCUCUAAGGUGCGGUUUUCAUUGAUGAUUUUGCCUAUAAAAUACAGCCCGGGAA
Molecule: messenger RNA, 4212 nt
Organism: Linum trigynum
Lineage: Eukaryota; Viridiplantae; Streptophyta; Magnoliopsida; Malpighiales; Linaceae
Source: the annotation of a GenBank genome assembly